GGUAACGAACCAACAUGGAGGACCAAGACAGACAAAAUAUGCGUGCAUAUGUGCAUAUGGUAUUGAACUGCUUUAUUUUACAACCAUAAUUGUUCAGGAAUAUGUCAACUUAACACAGAACACAACUGGCAGCAAGCCAAUCACAAUGAGCUGCAACUGGCAAAACGAUGACUACUUUUCGUUGCUCAUGAGCACGGAUAAAAAAGCUCAUGUUGCACUUGAAAUGCUUGUUGAUGACUUACAUGGAGAUAAAGAAAGAACGGUGCAUAAAUUUCUUGGUCAUUCUGGUGCUGAAGAUUUUCUAUAUGGACUUGUUAGGCUCCUUGGCAGUGAUAAUCCAAGGGUGGCUGGUAAUGCAGCUUACAUCAUUGGUACUGUGGCAGAGACAGAGAUGGGUUGUUACAGAAUUCUGGGGCUGGCUAAAGGUCAGCAGGGGGAGAGGAAAAUCCUGGCCGACCUGACCCGCAUGUUGACAUUUGAUGAUUCCGAGAGUGUGAUGAACGCAGCGGGGACCAUGGGAACCCUGGCUGAGAGUUUUGAUGGUCGUGAGUGGAUGCUUGCUGAUCCCUGUUUAGAUGCAACCCUGAAUCACAUUACAGCACUUCUACAAGCGGAGAAUAUGUGGACUGCCAGCAAUGCAGCUUUAGUUCUUGCCAGAUUAGCUAUUUCAGAAAACGGUUGCAAUGCAAUUCUAGAGCAUGAAAACUCUCAACAUAUUCUCUCAAAACUAGUCCAUUCUCUUGGUGUUGAUGAAGCAGGUCGAGGAAUGAAUGCUGCUUUUGCAAUAGGUCGUCUUUGUGACAUGGAAGUUGGUAGAAAGAGAUUAUUACUAUUGUCAGAUUCUGAAAAAAUGUUGUCUUCCCUUGCAAAGAUGUUGAGUUGUGAUGACACAGGUGCUAGUAAAAAUGCUUGUUUUGCCCUCAGCUGCCUAGCAACAAAUGCUGAAGGUCAUGCGAGACUUUUGAAAAAUAUUCAUUCAGAUAAUAUUUUACGCACGCUCUCGGAGCUUCUCAGUGCAGAAGAUAGUGAGACUGGGUGGUUUGCUGCAAUGACAUUAAGAACCUUAGCUAGUCAGCCUAGAGGGUGCCUCAGACUGAGAGACCAUCCUCAAGUUAUACCUGCCCUUCAGGCUGUAGAUAAAGGGCCAAAUUUAAACAGCGAUCUGAAAGAAGAAGCUACCAUAACGUUAGAAAUUCUAAAAAGAUUAGACAAGCCUUCCCCGCCCACGAUUGAAGUGAUUGGUCACAACUCCAUCAAAGCAUCAUGGGAAGCUGUGCCGACGAAGAGUGGAUUCACUGUCAGAUAUCAGCUGUUUGAUUCCAACAAUAAAUGUGUGUACACAGGUAAAGACCUGACUUGUCAGAUCUUUGGCCUCCAUCCAUGUUCCCAGUACACCUAUAAACUUCGGGCAUUUACUGAGGGUGAUGAGAGUCCAUUCAGUGAAGGCAUUACCAUAGUGACAGAGGAGAAUGUUCCCACGGCACCCAUCAAUUUACGUGUUCUAGGCUGUACAAUUACGCAGCUCAAAAUAGGCUGGGACCCCCCUGAAGAAGUAAAUGGAACCCUGAAAGGAUACUAUAUCUAUUUAGAUGACAAAAUGGUGGAGCAUACUCAAGAGCUCUCGUCAAUUUUAACUGGACUGGCAGCCAGUACAUCAUACAAUAUAGAGGUGUGUGCCGCUACUAGUAAAGGCAAAGGAGAGAAAUCUUAUGUUGUUGGGACGACUUCAGAAAUAGGUGCACAUGCCCCCUCCAAACCCCAUGUGCAAGUUUUAGGUCGAAAUGAACUGCACAUCACCUGGGAGCCCCCUGAAGUGCCCCUGGGAAGGAUUACAAGAUAUGACGUUCUUAUGAAUGGGAAAAUCAUUUACUCAGGAACAGAGCUCAGUCACACAGUCCGGAGACUGACCCCAGACACAGAAUACUCAUUUGUGGUUGUUGCUUUGACAAGUGAAGGAAAAUUUGACAGCAAAGUGUCAAAGAAGCGCACAGCUAAAGAUGAAUAUGAUUCUAGUCGGCCGCCCCUAUAUCAGGCCCCCACCAGGAGGGACAGUAUGGGGGAGGUCUCCAACGUGUCCACAACAGUCAGCCGGAAGAAGAAGUCCGCUGCCCUGAUAGAACCCAAGCGCCAGGCAGCCAGUGGGAAGCACCGCUCUGUCACCCCUGGCAACCUGAGGAGUAAAACUCCAGCAGAGCAAGUGCCCCGGCCUGUAUCAGGUAGCAGCUGUGCUUCAACGAUCCCAGAAAAAGAAAGUAAAGAAAAUCGUGAAACUGAACACAAAGAGUCUACAAGAGUACAUGAGUCCCAUCACCCAAUCCCAGAGCGAGCACCAACAAAGUCCGCACCAGUUCACGCUGUUCAUUUCCGCGAUAAUCAUCAUCAUCAACCUGUUCAAAGAAACUCUUCAUCCAAACCUGAACGUCUUUCCCACGUCAAUAAAAUGUUUCCUCUCUCGGUAUCCUAUGUGUCUAUUCAAGGAAAUGAAGCAAAGGAAAAAGAAGACAAAAAAGUAUUUUACAAAUCUGGAACGUUUAUUGAGAACUCCAACUCUACCACGAUGCCGGGGCUUAGAGUGGAGCGUUCUAGAACUACAAUGCAUAGCAGUCAUGUGAAAAGGCGAACAAAAGUGAUAGAAAAUAAUGGUCCAAUAAACACUAACUUGAUUGGUCAGGAAUAUCUUAGUACCUUAUUAGGCAAAUCUCAUGACGUUGUGCAACCCCAGCAGGAUGUUCAGUUCAAUGUGAGUUCUCAUCAGUUAGAAGUCAGUAGACAAUCCAGCCAGAAUGAAGUAGCAACAACCAAGCAACAAAGGAAAAUGUCUCCCAUUGUGUCCCAACCUUCAAAGUCUUCAGAACCUGUUACCUCAACUCAAGCGCCGAGGGCAAGAGAGCGUAGAGAGAAGCCAACUAGGGACCUGUACCUACCCAAACCUGUGCCUCCCAGUCAGCAUUACCUGGAGGGGCGGACCCAGUCCACGCCCUUUGGGUCAAGGUCACUGCCCAGUCCUCGCUCACUUUAUCUCCAGAAAGAGGCUGAGGUCGCAGAUCAGGAAGUGCAUCAAAAGAAAAGCGGUAUUGGAGGUAGAAACAAUCAAUUGUUCCUCGCGGAACACCCCCACGAUUGUUCCUACUUCCUGUCUAUGCAGGAACAGCACUCCAAUAGUAACGUCGGUGUUCACAGAAUUAGCUCUGUCCAGCCGCAGACAGAGAGAACAAACCAGAGACUCUCGCUUCCCAACAUCCCUCAGCAAGGAAAUUCCAGAUCAAUGAAUACGAGAAAAAUGUACAAAAACUUGUCGCCUGAGUCUGUCCCUGCCAUGCCCAUGGUCCCGAGCGCCCAAACCUUCAACCUUGACAUCCCAGAAAACAAGUCAACCAUGACCACCUGGAAUCGGACCUUUAUCCCCAUGCAGCUUCGCACCCAGCCUUCCAACCUACCCCCGAGCCAGCUCCAGAGGAUGAACACCACCCUGGGGGAACAAGCUAAAGGUGUUCAAUUUAAACGUGUUGAGGCCUUAACCAGAAGUAAAACUGUGAUAGAUUUAAAGCAAAAUCCACCAACCUUAGCUGAACAGGCAGAGAGAUUUCCUAUUACACAAAGUGCUAAUAUCAAGGGCAGAGGGAACAAAAUCUUUAUAUUGGGACCUCGAAUGGACGUCCCCACAUUUGAAAGGUAGCAAGGGGCUGAUGAGGUCGCCCAGUGCACACUACAAGGAACCUGACUCCAUGUUGCUCAAGAAGUCCUGGUCCUCUCACGAAGGGACACAGCUCAGCGCCAGGUGAUCCGGGAUCCCUGUCCCCCAGGGCAGUCAGAGUCAGGCCAAGGUCACAUCAAGGCAACAGAGCUGAUGUUCAAAUCCAUACUUUACUAUAGGGAAUCCAUGUAUGAUUUCUUUCUGUUAUUGUCAGAAUCUCUGGAAGCACCCUGGGUUUUUUUAAAUGUGCAUACUUGCUGAAAUCAGAUGUUCUGCCUGUAACUCUGUGAAAUUGUUGUGUGUCUGUGAUAUUGAAGAGAUAACUGUAAUUACUGAGUGGCUUGUCAUAGUACAUAUACCAAUUGAGGGAAGUUACAACAAGGGGAUCCAAAAGAAUUAUGUGUCACAAUAGGUGACUUUCACAUUCUUAAAUAUUAUCCUAUGGGUCAGCAAAAUAAACAUUUUUUGUUUAGACAGUUUUGUACCAUACAUGUAUUCAGGAGCCAAACUUUGGCCCAGUUGGUAAUGUUAUACUUAUAGAGAAAACUUAUUCUGGUCAACUCCAGAUAAAAUGACACUGUAAGGGGAAAUAACUUGUUUACUGUAGAAGCACAUUAUGAUUUUCGUUGUUUUUUAACCAAAUAAAAUUUCGUUGGCAUUUAAUUUCGUCAGAUUGUAAUCUCUUAAAUGUAUCACCUAUAAACUCUGUAUUUAUUGAUAUUUGGGUUAAAAAUUUGUCAUGGAUUAAAUUUUGCUAAUUUAUUUGGCGCACCAA
This is a messenger RNA of Magallana angulata, 4469 nucleotides long. RefSeq lists its product as uncharacterized. The record is from RefSeq and is a predicted model, not a curated record. The transcript is spliced from 25 exons. Bases 146 to 3676 code for a protein of 1176 amino acids. Lineage: Eukaryota; Metazoa; Mollusca; Bivalvia; Ostreida; Ostreidae. Gene Ontology annotation, molecular function: protein binding.